GAGAGAGCCUGAAGUUAAUUAAUUGUAAGUAAAGGGGAAGAAAUGUGAGCACAUCGUAAAGAGAUGGAUUAUUCUUUGGUUAGCAACACACCACUUACUACAACGUUAUGUAUUUUCCAGAGUUAUUGUUAGCUAGGAGGAAGACAUGGAGGGUUCAACGCUGACACAGAGGAGGGCUGAGUGUCAGUUGAAGGAAAGGGAGAUCCAGACAGACUACAUGAUGGAGCUGGGAGCCAGGUUGGCUCUGGUGAGACAGAUCCAGAGGGAGCAGGAGAAGGAGAUGAAGAGGAUUUGGUUUGAGACGAGGAAAAUGCCAAGCCUGAUUGAGGAGAAUGUGAGAGAUGUGACCAACCGUCCACUCACUGAGUUCAUGGCUCCCUGUAUUGACUCCCUCCCACCACUGGCUUUCACCAAUCGGAAGCCUAUACCAACCAUGUUGCAUCCCCCCUCUCCAUUGGCCAUACGCACUCAGGAUGCACAGCGGUUCAUUGUAUUUUCCUACUUUGUCCCUGCUGAGUGCCCAGUUGCCACAGAGGCCACUGCAGAUGAAUCUGCUGGUAAAAGAGAGGACUUAUCGACAGAUACACAUCUUUCCUCAAUGCUGCAUCGAUACCUGCCACACUUCUUUAACGAUGACUCCAUUCCACCACAGCAGACAGUAGAGGGAACCACUGAGGACUCAGAUGCUCCAGUGGCAAUAUCUAAUAUCAAGGAAGAGGACAUAUUCUAUCCAUUCUCCCUCCCACCACUGGCUCAGCGGCUCAUUGGCAAUUCAUUCAAUGUCCCGGAAACCUCCCAGCUUGCUGUUUCAGCCACGGAGUGUCGAGUUGCCAAAGUGGCCACUGCAGGUACAGCCACUGUCAAGAGAGAGAACCGAUGGGCAGCUAGAAUUCUUCCUUCAAUGUUGCCUCCAAGUCUGCCACGUGUCUUUGACAUUGACUACAAACUGCCAGGAGCGGCAGUAGAGGGAACCAACAAGUGUCCAGUUGCCAGGGAAACAACCAAUGAUGUGUCCACUCACCUCAAAGAGGACAUGGCAGCUGAUCAAAGCCCUCCUGACCCUGCAGCACUGCCUCCAAGCUCACCAUUUAUCUGUGACUCUGACCACAAACUGACCAAGGAGGAAAAAGAAGAUGUACCCGAGUCCUCCCUUGCCACGGAGAUCACUGUAGGCACAUCCAUUGUCCAGGGAGAGGACUUGGAUAAAAGCCCUGCUCCAAGGCUGCCUCCAAGCUUGUCACACGUUUUGGACAAUGACCAUAAGCAGCUAGAGGAGACGAUAGAGGGCGUCACUGAGUGCUCAGUCGCCGCAGAGGCAUCAGUUGCUAAUAGAGAGGAUCCAUCAGCAGCUACAGGUCUUCCCUCAGUGCUGCCUUCAAGACUAAAACUUGUCUUUGACAAUGACUACAAACGGCCAGAGGAGGCAGUAGAGGGCACCAGCAAGUUUCCAGUUGCCAGUGAAGCAGCCGCUUCCGUGUCCACUGUCCUCCAAGAGGAGUUUUUGGCUGAAAAAAGUCCUCCUGCACCCACAGCACUGCCUCUAAGGCUACCCUGCACCCACAAUAUUGACCACAAACAGCCAGAGGAGACAGUUGAAAACACCACAGAGUGCUCAGUUGACAUAGAGGAAAGUGCAGUUGCAUCCACUGUCAAGAGAGAGGAACUAAUGGGUGAUAAAAGCCCUGUCCAUGCACUUCCUCCAAGCCUGGCAUGCAUCCAUGACAAGGACCACAAGCAGCCAGAUCAGAAAGGGAGGGGCACUACUGUGGAGGUGGUUAUCUGCCCUCAUGCUCACCAGCUGGUCCCAGAUGCUAAAUUAACUCUGGCAACCUGCAAUGAUGAGCUGCCCACCCCUCUGAUCAGCGUGGUCACUAAGAUGCCUGUUAGAGUUGGAGCCUCCAUAUGCAGUUCAGAGGAUGAGGAACCCAGGCCCUGGACCCUGGAAGAGGUAAAGGAUUAUUGGAUAGGCAUUGAAAUUGAGAGUGAAGAGAGGAGCGUCACUGAGGAGGUGAGCCCGAGGGAGGGAUUGAAGAGUGAGGCGGACUGUGCCCAUUCCAAGUGCUCCAAUGGGACGGUUUCAUCAGAGAGAGCAGAGACCAUCCUGGGAAGAGUGGGCUUUCUGCUGAUGAACCAAAUGCAGAAAAUCCCGUUUUUGAAGAUGGAGAAAAAUAAGAAACUGAAUAAGAAGUUGAAAGAUGAAGAGAAAGAGAGAAAGGAGAUGAAAGACAAGGAGGAGGAGCAAAAAAAGAGGGAGAAGAAAGAGAUGAAGGAGAGAGAGAAAGAGCAGAAGAAAGUCAUGAAGGCUGAGAAGAAGAGGGAGAAGUUAGAACAGAAAAAGAGAAAGACGGAAAGAAAAGAGAAGGAAAAGGCAGAGAAAAAGAGGUUAGAGGGGCUGAUGAAGAAACAUAAUGACAUGAUGAAAGACUGGAUUAAGAAAGAGAAGAAGUGUUCUGAGCAGCUGAAAAAGAGAGAGAACGCUCAAGCUGCAUUCUUGGAGAUGGAGAGAAAGAUUCAAGAAAAGGAGGAGAAGAAGAGAGAAAAGAUGAGGAGAGGAAGAGACUGGAGAAGAAGAGGAAGAGGGAGCCAGCUGGAGGUGGAACUGAGAUGGUGA
This is a messenger RNA of Oncorhynchus nerka (sockeye salmon), 2611 nucleotides long. RefSeq names its product transcription initiation factor TFIID subunit 3-like. The record is from RefSeq and is a predicted model, not a curated record. The transcript has 3 exons. Bases 146 to 2611 code for a protein of 821 amino acids. Lineage: Eukaryota; Metazoa; Chordata; Actinopteri; Salmoniformes; Salmonidae.